AUGGAGGAUCAGACAGCCGAAAUCAACGAACUCUUUGCAUUACCAAACACAAGCCUCGAACGCGAUGUCUUGGGCGAGCUCCAGUCCAUCCUGCGAAUCCACUCGCUCAGCCCUCAGGAAAUGUUCUUCAAAUGGGAAGCGUACAGCUUGAAGAUGGGCCCGGAUACCCAGAUGAACUACAAGACGGCCAGAGAGUUCAAAAAGGAUCUUCAGGAUGCGCUGGAAAGAGAGUCGAGGGGCAAGGCACACAUGCAGAGCGCUCAGAAGAGAAGCACCAAUGGCACUCCGAGGAAUGCCAACACUGGCGAUGUCUUUGGCGUGUAUGUCCAUCUGGCGUACCGAAAGUGGACUUCAUACUAA
Messenger RNA from Aureobasidium vineae, 360 nucleotides. NCBI's taxonomy places the organism in Eukaryota, Fungi, Ascomycota, Dothideomycetes, Dothideales, Saccotheciaceae. The record is from the annotation of a GenBank genome assembly.